AAUAGCGUUACUUUACAAGAAAUAACGCAACAAUGAAAAAGAAGAAGGUUUUGCUUAUGGGCAAAAGCGGAUCAGGGAAAACCUCAAUGCGAUCCAUCAUCUUUAGCAAUUAUAUUGCCAGAGAUACACGACGGCUAGGAGCUACAAUCGAUGUGGAACAUUCCAACGUAAAGUUUCUGGGUAAUCUAGUACUAAACCUGUGGGAUUGUGGAGGUCAAGAAGCGUUCAUGGAAAAUUACUUUGCUUCGGAGCGAGACCGGAUAUUCAAGAAUGUGGAGGUGCUCAUCUACGUAUUCGAUGUGGAAAGUCGCGAUUGGCAAAAGGAUUUGCACUAUUACCAAUCGUGUUUGGAUGCCAUAUUAGCCAACUCCAAAGAAGCGAGGAUUUUUUGCCUCAUUCACAAAAUGGAUCUUGUUCCCGAACCCCAACGAUCGCAGAUGUACGAAAAACGUGUAUCAGAGCUUCGAACACGGUCGGAACCAUUACACAUCCAAGCAUUUAGCACGUCGAUCUGGGACGAGACAUUAUAUGCGGCUUGGUCGCAGAUCGUUCACUGUCUGAUACCCAAUAUCCAAGUCUUGGAAUCGAAUUUGGAGCAUUUUUGUCGCAUUUGCGAUGCCGAUGAAGUCGUUUUAUUCGAACGGAUCACGUUUCUGGUCAUUGCCAACGCAGCCACCAUUAAGCAUCCUGACCUUCAUCGAUUUGAAAAGAUUAGUAACAUUAUCAAACAGUUCAAUCUCGGAUGCAGUCGAUCUCAAACACGGUUCAAGAGUAUGGAAAUUCGCGGAAGUACAUUCACAGCUUUUAUCGAUGUGUUGACGAACAAUACGUAUGCCAUGAUUGUAAUGUCCGACCCUAAUAUCCAAUCAGCUGCCACUUUGCUGAAUAUUGCUGCUGCUAAAAAGCACUUUGAAAAGCUGGAAGGCGAAAAGAUGGAAGGAGAUAGAUUGGAUGGAGCACGAUAAAAAAAAAAAAAAAAAAGCCUAUGAUUUUCAAUGCAACAUCACAUUCUGAACAUAAAGGAACCCACAAAAAUUUGGUUGAAUUGGAUGAGAGUCCAUGACAUUGGAGGGUCCCUGAGAUUAAGAGGCGCGU
Radiomyces spectabilis is the source of this 1095-nucleotide messenger RNA. RefSeq names its product Gtr1/RagA G protein conserved region-domain-containing protein. The coding region runs from base 33 to 965 and encodes 310 amino acids. The record is from RefSeq and is a predicted model, not a curated record. Gene Ontology annotation, molecular function: GTPase activity; GTP binding. Gene Ontology annotation, biological process: cellular response to amino acid stimulus; regulation of autophagy; cellular response to starvation. The transcript is spliced from 8 exons. Lineage: Eukaryota; Fungi; Mucoromycota; Mucoromycetes; Mucorales; Radiomycetaceae. Gene Ontology annotation, cellular component: fungal-type vacuole membrane; Gtr1-Gtr2 GTPase complex; nucleus.